Molecule: messenger RNA, 2210 nt
Organism: Sardina pilchardus (European sardine)
Lineage: Eukaryota; Metazoa; Chordata; Actinopteri; Clupeiformes; Clupeidae
Gene: tram1
Product: translocation associated membrane protein 1
Exons: 11
Coding region: 168-1283 (371 amino acids)
Biological process (GO): SRP-dependent cotranslational protein targeting to membrane, translocation; protein insertion into ER membrane
Cellular component (GO): endoplasmic reticulum membrane
Source: RefSeq, a predicted model, not a curated record
GAAGAAGAGAAAGUCGGGCUAUCCAUUUGGCCGAUCGUGCUGUCGGGGAGUCAGCGGGAGGUGGUCUGGAACGUUAUUUGACGGACCGGCGCGCCUUGAUAAAAAAAUAAAUACUGGGGACGUGUUCGCAGGUUUACGCUUGUUUUUUGUAGUCAUAAGAAACCGAAAUGGGGAUCCGAAAGAAGACUAAUAAGAACCCUCCGGUUCUCAGCCAUGAAUUUGUCAUCCAGAACCAUGCAGACAUUGUUUCCUGUGUUGCUAUGGUGUUCCUUCUUGGGCUUAUGUUUGAGGUCACAUCAAAGGUCGCAGUUUUGUUCAUAACUGUACAGUACAACGUAACCAUCUCAUCCAACGAGGGACCUGAGGAGACGUCCGUGAACUACUUUCAGCAUGGCCUUAAGGACCUGGCCACCGUCUUCUUCUACAUGCUGGUGGCUAUCAUCAUGCAUGCCAUUAUCCAGGAGUACGUGCUCGACAAGAUCAACCGGAAGAUGCACUUCUCCAAAACCAAGCACAGCAAAUUCAAUGAGUCCGGUCAGCUGAGUGCCUUCUACCUGUUCUCGUGCGGAUGGGGAGCCAGCAUCAUCCUCGCAGAGAACCUGCUAUCCAAUCCUGUGAGCCUGUGGGAAGAAUACCCCCAUGCCCUGAUGCCGUUCCAAAUGAAGUUCUUCUACAUCUGUCAACUGGGCUAUUGGUUACAUGCUCUUCCUGAACUCUACUUCCAGAAGAUCAAGAAAGAGGAUAUUCCCCGUCAGCUGGUGUACAUUAGUCUGUAUCUUGUGCACAUCGCAGGAGCAUACAUUUUAAAUCUGAACCGCCUGGGCUUGGUCCUGUUUGUGCUGCACUACUUUGUGGAGUUCCUCUUCCACGUGGCCCGUCUGGUGUACUUCAGCAAUGAAGAGAGACAGACCGGGUUCACAUUAUGGGCUAUCCUCUUCGUCCUUGCCCGCCUGCUGACCUUGUCUCUGUCAGUUCUCACUGUGGGCUUUGGCCUCGCUGGCGCUGAACAGCAAGGCCUGGAUCUGGCCACAGGAAACUUCAAUGUCCUUUUUGUCCGGGUCACGGUGUUGGCAGCCAUCUGCAGCACUCAGGCCUUCAUGAUGUGGAAGUUCAUCAACUUCCAGCUGCGCAGGUGGCGGGAGCAGGCCCAGCUGCAGCUGAGCCUGAAGAAGAAACAGGCCCCGUCCAAAAGCAAGUCCAAGAACAAAGCUAAUGGAGUUAAUGGAUCUGUCAGUGCCAAUGGAGCCGAUUCACCAAGAGCACGGAAAGAAAAGUCCUCGUAAGCGGCGUGGCCCUCCGUGAUGCCAUCUUGCCAGUGCCCUGACUGGAGUCAGUCCACUCAUUCCUACUCCCGUCAAGCCCCCCCAGCUCCAGGCUAUUCCCCUUGACCAAUCUCCAAAGGGUCCAAUGCAUUCUGCUUUUUGUGCUGGUAUCCAUUUUACAACCUUCUCCCCAGUAUGCCACACACGACCCAGCUGUGCCAAUAGUAAAAAAAGAAAAAGAAAGAAAAAGAAAAAAAAAAACUAUGAGGAAAAAGGAGUUUUAAAAAGUGCCUAACUAGACCAACACCUGCCGUUCAUUUUUCCAUUAUAGUAUUUUCAAUAAUCUGCUUUGGAUCCAAAUACUGUAUUUCAUGCUUUCCCCUUUAAACUUUAUUUAUCAUGUCUUAUUUCGCAGCUUCCCUGUCAAGGCUUUAACACUCUUAUGGUGUGGAUUUGCAUUUAAAUAUUCCUCUCUUGCAUUGAAUGACUGAAAGCAAAACAGUUUGUCUUGUGAGGCAGUGAGACUGAACGUCUGUGUGCAACCAAUGAUUCCCCAAUAUUCAACCACAACUAAAGCCAUUUAAGUGUCUAUAGUGGGGGUGGUGCAUCAUUAUCAUAAUAAUUAUGAUUAGGGACUAUUAUUGAUUUGGGACACACAAUGAGAUUAACAUCUUGAAUUCCAUGUAGUUCCAUCUCUGUAGGUAAACUACAGACCAAACAUCCAGUGUUUUACCUUAUUUAGUGGCCAUCAUGUGUACUUAUUGAAGGCAUUCUUGAUGUCCUCAUACUUGUGUCUAUGAGAGAAUAUAAUAUUUAACUGUUGUGGCCAUUUUAAAGACCGAGGCCAAACAUGGCUGGAUAGGGGACUGUGUAUGUUUGUAUUUCUCAGUUUCAAAUGACAAGAAGAAUAUAUUUUGUUGUAAAAACAAUAUAUUGUUUAUAAAUCUA